AUGGAUGAUCUCCAGAUAAAAACCACGUCUUCAAAACCAUCCUUAGUAGAUGUCAACCACUCAACUCUGAGUGCGGCUGAUGAUGUCGAUGAAGACUGGAAAAGGCUUUCCGAUCCUGCGGAGCGACGUCGUGCUCAGAAUCGGAUGGCUCAGGUGCGCUCCUUCAUCGACCCUGCGUUACUUAUGCUUACAAUGACAACAGCGAAGAUAUCGCAAGAAGCUUAA
Molecule: messenger RNA, 225 nt
Organism: Cladophialophora bantiana CBS 173.52
Lineage: Eukaryota; Fungi; Ascomycota; Eurotiomycetes; Chaetothyriales; Herpotrichiellaceae
Exons: 1
Coding region: 1-225 (74 amino acids)
Source: RefSeq, a predicted model, not a curated record